AUAUCAAUCACAACCUCAUAACUGAUAGCCGACACAUGAAAAUCAAGAUUAUAUGCAUGCGUACGACAUACAACACGUCUCCCAACUAAUUGUAGACGCACCAUUAACCGAUAAAGAUGUCUACGUCUGCAUCUUCAACAUCCAUGACCUCCUCGGGAAAUGCACAACACGAAGCAUGAACGCACGCGCGACAAUGUUGAUCGAUAAUGCAGGUUACGAGAUAAUGAGGAAAGGUUACAUGUCAGGCGGCAGUUCACAAUGUAUACACACCCGACCUGAGAAGCGGCGUGAAAGAUUUCAAGGAGAACCGCGAAGCAGAAUAUACUUCAAAAUCGUGAUCCAGCGGCUAAUCGCGUCUCCUAAGAAUCUCCAAGCAGACAUGUCUCGAGUUCCUCUUAUGGCGCCUAAUAGCACACAAGAAGUCGCGGAUCGUCGGAACAUGGUGAUGUUAGAGGCUGGGUUACCUGGCGAUUCGUGGACGUACUGCGUCGAGACAGAACGGUUAGCUAGAAGAUCGGAAUGGUUUCGAGCGAUGCUUACCGGUCCGCUUGCACCACCAGUAACGGACUCACCACCAUUGUUACGAUUGCAACAUGUCGACAAACGGGCGUUCGAUCAUUUCCUCAGAUACCUUCACGACGAACCGGUUAUUUUCAUAUCAGUGUCGACUGCCAGAGUUACGCUUGACGCUGCACAUCAAUAUCUGUGUUCUGAAUUAGUGAGGCUUGCUGCAACAUAUUUAGUGCAAAAAUUAGAAAAGUCAACCGUGCUCGAGAUCUAUCAGGGGCUCAGACUCUAUGCAAGCGAUUCGACACCCACCUCCGACAGAUCGCUAUACUCUCCGUCAGCACCACAGCCACCCGGAGACGAGGCCGAUGAAAUAGCGGCCAUAUGUACCGAUCUUUUGCUCAAGUGCCUGUUUGUAAUCGACUCGGAUCCAGCAGCGGUGCUGCGUCAAGAACGUUUCGAAGAGCUUAGUGUUCAAGAAGUGGCCCAAAUAGCACGCCGCGAUACUUUAGACCUCAGCAGUGAGUGCAUUCUCUUUUCGGCGUUAGACAGGUGGGCCGCGGCUGAGUGUCGAAGACAGGGUCUCGAGCCCGUACCGUUCAACAAGAGGGCUGUGCUCUCGGACGAAAUUUGCUUCAGCGUGCGGUAUCUUCUUAUGAACGAUCAGGAAUUUGUCCGCGGUCCCAUGGCGAGCGGUAUCCUAACUAACGAAGAGUGCGUGUACAUUGUUUCCAGGAUAUUAAGGCAUCCCGAGAAUUCGGUGGAUAGUAAUUUACGGAGUACCUCAGCUGUUCAUCCAUCUAUGUUAUCUGAUACGCCUAGAGCCGGCAGGUACAAAUGUGACUAUAAUAUGUUGAAGCCGGGCAAGAAGGAAAGACAGGAUAAUCGGAAAAAUAGACGGAAGGAAUGCGCCAGUCAAGGGCAAAGAACAUGCGCUAGGAUAGGAAACUGCUUCAUACAAGUCCUCUCUUGCGUAUUUGAUUAAUUGAUUCAUUCGUGAAUAUUUAUAUAGGCGAUUGGAAAUUUUUCAGAGAUUAUUUCUCACCCACCGACAAAUAUCCCAUCGUUCUUUCAUUAUUGUAUCUUUUCGGUUACAACUUUGGUGCGUGAAAUAAGAAUAUAAAGUGAUAUAAAUAAAAAAAAAAACGUUGCGAGCAACACGAAGGUUCAAAAGAAAUAACAUAAUAUUUUCAAGGAAUUAUGUUAUUUUAUAAUUAAAUUUUCGAAACUCAAUAUCCUAGCUAUUCGUUACGGUUAUCUUGAUUUGUGACAUCAACGCGACAGAAGUUAUGACAGAAAUGCGGAAAUACACGUUCAAAAUUUUUACAAAAUAUAUUGAAAUAAAAAGAUAUAUUCACAUAAAAUGUGACACAAUAU
Molecule: messenger RNA, 1884 nt
Organism: Harpegnathos saltator (Jerdon's jumping ant)
Lineage: Eukaryota; Metazoa; Arthropoda; Insecta; Hymenoptera; Formicidae
Gene: axed
Product: BTB/POZ domain-containing protein axundead
Exons: 6
Coding region: 53-1492 (479 amino acids)
Biological process (GO): neurogenesis
Cellular component (GO): cytosol
Molecular function (GO): protein binding
Source: RefSeq, a predicted model, not a curated record